AUGACUUCCUGGCUCCGGCUCCCUCGGUGUCUCCUGCUCGGCUGCGUGGUGCUCGCUGUCUGCGCACAAGCCUCCAGUGGUGCCGGUGACAGUGCUUGCUGGUCUCCUAGUAUCACUACAUGCACAGAGUGUCUCAGAAGUGGACCACAGUGUGCCUGGUGCUUCAAAGAGAACUUUCAGGAUGGGUUGUGGCCAGGCCAUCGCUGCGACCUGCCAAUGAACCUGCUAAGAAGAGGCUGUGGUCCGGAGCUAAUGGAGCAGUCAGAGGUCAAAGUGGAGGUCAAUGCCACUGUCGGCAGCACACAAGUGUCCCCAGCCGACAUCAGCAUCACCCUCACACCAGGUUCUGAAGCCAGCUUCAUAGUGGCUGUGAAGCAGCUGGACCGUUACCCCGUGGAUCUAUAUUACCUGGUGGAUGUAUCAGCCUCUAUGCAGGAAAACCUGGAUCAUCUGAAGACAGUUGGCGUUGCUCUGUCUCUUCGUAUGACUGAGCACUCCUCGGACCUUUGGCUUGGUUUCGGCUCGUUCGUGGACAAACCCGUUUCCCCUUACAUUAAUGUGCAUCCCUCCAAGAUCAACAACCCCUGCAGUGAUUAUGAGAUCCGCUGUCGCCCGGCCCACGGCUUCCACCACGUCCUCAGCAUGACAGGAAACAUGAGCGAGUUCACGCGCGUGAUUAAACGCCAGCGCAUCUCCGGGAACAUGGACACACCUGAGGGGGGGCUGGAUGCUAUGUUGCAAGCUGCUGUCUGCCAGCGGGCGGUAGGUUGGCGACCAGAGGCCAAGCGUCUGUUGCUCCUGAUGACGGACCAGCCAUCUCACCUGGCCCUGGACAGCCGGCUGGCAGGGAUUGUCACCCCUCACGAUGGCCUGUGUCACCUGGAGAACAACGUCUACACAGGGAGCACCAGGAUGGACCAUCCCAGCGUUGGUCAGUUGUCCGAUAAGCUGCUUGAAAACUAUAUCUACUCCAUCUUUGCUGUUGAGAAGCAGCAGUACCAGUGGUACGAGGAGUUGGUGCGUCUGCUCCCUGCUUCCUACCUGGGAAAGUUAGGCAUCUUCCAGGCUUCAAACCUUAUCGAGCUGGUGGUGGAUGCAUACAAGAGGCUUUUGUCAGAGGUCGCGGUGUCAGUGUCAGUGGAGGACGAGGCAGUCAGCAGGUACUGGGUGUCCGUGUCUCCUCUCUGUCCUAACGGGUCCACUGCCAAGGACCAGGCCUGCUCGGGGGUGCAGCCCGGCCAGACGGUUUACUUCAAUAUCACCAUCGGCCUGCGCUCGUGUCCUGAUGAUGGUGAAGAUGAAGACGUGCGAGUCAUGGUUCAACCCUUGGGUUACAAUGAAUCCACUGUCAUUAGGAUUCACUCAAAAUGUCGCUGCAGUUGUGGACCAACAAUGCGCUGUCACGAAGACAACCAAUCACCAUGCACAGGCACCCAGGAGGGCGCCAAUCAGGAGCAGAGGCCAGACCACGGAGAUUCAAACUCGAAUUGCAGAGCUGAUGGGUCUGAUGUGGACUGCAGUGGUCGGGGAGAAUGUGACUGCGGGAGGUGUGUGUGUGAAGAGAGCAGGCUCGGGACAGUAUACGGGAAAUACUGUGAGAGGGACGACUUCUCCUGCCCUUAUGAAGGGGGAACUCUGUGUGGAGGACGGGGUGUGUGUGUCUCAGGUAAUUGUCUGUGUGACGACGGUUGGACUGGUGAAAGCUGCGGUUGUCUGGUCUCCACAGCAACCUGCCAAUCAGCCAAUGGCUUGCUAUGCAGCGGGCGGGGGAAAUGCGUGUGCGGCAAGUGUGUGUGUGACGACCCCCGGUACUCCGGGGACUUCUGUGAGAAAUGCCCUGCUUGCCAAAUCACCUGCCAAUCAUACGGGAAGUGUUCGGGCUGCAGCUCUUCACAGGCUCUUGCACAGAGAGAGGCGGGACCCUGCAACAACACCUGUGCAACACUGAGUGGCUACAUGGACAGUCCUUCAGAGUGUACGAGCAACGGCCGGUUGGUGGGAACGUUCCUCAGCGUGUGUGCACUGACGUUGCUCUGUGGGCUGGUGGUGGUGGCCGUCUCCCGCUUGCUUCUACAAAGAAAACGUGGCUGGUCACCAGGGGGCACUGUUGAGGACAGAGUUUAUCACUGCACUGGAAAGGACCUGUCCUACAUUCCAACAACCAAUGAGAAGACAGUUACCUACAGGAGGGACCAACCACCUGACCGCCCUGUGGAGAUGCACAUUCAGGUUCCCAAGAUGCCCCUUGGUGACCCCUGGCAGUACUAGGCCGAGGUCAGAGGUCACGGCCAGAGGGAAGGUACAAGAGACUAGAAGGAGAGUUGGACUAAAAGACUUCUCUUCUGUCUCAGAACCUUCGUAAAACUUAACCAGCUGUAUGUGGAUACACUCAUAAUGGUUAAAAACUAUAAACUGCCCAUGGUCUCUUAGACUGUGUGACGAACGAGGCCAGUAUUCAGGAAAUGGAGAUGAAACUUCGAGCACAAUUCCCCCGACCUCUUCUUCCUCUGUAGCAGCAGCAGCGAGGCUUCUUCUCCUUCUUUAGGGUACAGGACGAUCCGUUCGCACUUUUUUAACCACGAAUCUCGCAAUUAUUGCUCUAAUUUAUGGGGCUGUGUGUGUGUGUGUAUGUGUGUAUGUGUGUGUGUGUGUGUGUGUGUGUGUGUGUGUGUGUGUGUGUGUGUGUGUGUGUGUGUGUGUGUGUGUGUGUGUGUGUGUGUGUGUGUGUGGGAUGCUAAGAUAGAUACUUUGGUGCUCUAUCUCUGCUUUCUAUUUACAGUAAAAAACACUACAUGUUUUAGAGGCUCGACUGUAUGACACUCCAACUCCCCCAACUCUACUGUCUUCCUGUUUUAGACUGCCCCCUUGUGGCCAGCUUGAGGUACGAAAUUUCCCCUCAAAUAAUACUGUGGACACAUUCCUGACUUCUGCUGAAUUGAUUUGGGUGAUGAUGAAACUGUUAUUGAAGCACACAUGUGACUCUUUGAUAAGACUCACAUGUGGUGUACACCUGCUCUUAAAGUGUUUUUUUAUGUCCAUAUAUAUUUGGUUUUGUUAACCGAUCAACUGCAUUGAAAAUGUUUGUUAUUUUAUGGCAUUUCACUAUCAAUUUAUAUAUAUAUAUAUAUACGUAUGACAAUAUUGUUUCAUAUGACCGUCUGGUUAGACUUGCACUUGAACAAUUGUUUUUGCAUUAUACUACUGAAAACUGUGAGGUCUCUAAGGCGAGAGAGCCGUAAUGGCGGGUCUGAAAUGAUUUGUUUGCUAUUCUUUGGGCAUUAGAAGGCAUGCGAGUGCGUUCGAAGCUAAUGUAACACAACCACAACACUGGAAUAACAAUGGACUAAAAAUCAAUAUGUUAAAUACUGGUGGUAAGUGUAUCAUCAAAUGACUGAACAUUCGACCUCUGUAACAUCGACAGAAACGUGUGCAUGCAUCUGCUGAUCAUCACUAUCCAGAGCUGUAAAUAUGUUUAGAGGCUGAGAGCAGCUCCUGGGCAAAGGUACAAAUCAGCCGUAAAGGUACAGAGGUGGACAUUCUCUUCUCACACUCCUCAUGCACUAGAUCCUCUGGAUCCACAAUGCCAGUUGAAUGGCAUCUUCUGAGACUUUUGCUUCCCCCAAUCCUGUUCUUUUUUAUUUAACGUAAACCUGUUUACAGCAAUAGCUGAACACUAAUUAUUAUUUAUUGUGAUUUUAUUAUUAUUUCUCUCUUUUAUUCUGAUAUGUUAUUUGUGCUAUUUUAUGACAAGGCUACUUGGGUAAUGGGUAGUGAUCCCUCUUUGUGUUUAAGAAGACUGGUCUCUCUUCCUGACCGAGAAUAAUUCAGCAAUAAGAUAAUAAUCAUCUCAUCUCAGUUUGGAGUAACAACAGCACUUUUCUGUGUAGUUUUACUGUCAAAUAAUGUGACUGUAGUUGCGUAACAUGAAGGAUUUUGUCACAAUAAAAAUGUGCAAGAUGUUUUUUAAUAAUUUCGUGUGUUUUGCAGAUUUUCUGCACCAUGUUGUGUUGCAUUUUAUUUAUUCAUUCUUUAUGAAAAGUUUGUUAUCAAAAAAUAUUUAGUUCA
Pleuronectes platessa (European plaice) is the source of this 4065-nucleotide messenger RNA. It is a transcript of the gene itgb8, whose product is annotated as integrin, beta 8. Gene Ontology annotation, biological process: integrin-mediated signaling pathway; cell migration; cell adhesion mediated by integrin. The record is from RefSeq and is a predicted model, not a curated record. NCBI's taxonomy places the organism in Eukaryota, Metazoa, Chordata, Actinopteri, Pleuronectiformes, Pleuronectidae. Gene Ontology annotation, molecular function: integrin binding. Bases 1 to 2268 code for a protein of 755 amino acids. Gene Ontology annotation, cellular component: focal adhesion; integrin complex; cell surface. The transcript is spliced from 15 exons.